UCUUGUUGAUGCAAAUAGUAAGUUACUUUAAAGUUCUGAAAUAUCAUUGAAUUUCGACUGAUCAUGUCUAAGAGUGAGUCAAGACUCUCUCUUGUCAUCUCUGCUUUUCUCUGUCUCAGUCUAAUGAUCCUGUCAGCAAAUGAGUCUUACUUUCUUUCAGUACUUAAUAUAAAAACUGGUUUAAAACUGAACAAUUCAAAUCUAUCUAAAAUAACUCCGAAGAAUUCUCUAAAAAUCCAGUACUUAUCAGACUGUUCUGUAUGUCCGCUAUCUUUCAAAUUGAGUACGAUUUUACAAAUAUUUUCAUAACUGAAGCUGGCUAGAAUGGUGAAAAAUGGUGUACAGAUAAUCAUAAAAUAUUCAAAGCCCAGCUAUCACUCUCUAAAUAUCUAAAAUUAAAGAAGGUCCUUGAAGAUAUUAAGGUCACUAAUAAACUAUUUAACCUAUUUUAAAAUGAGAUCCUUUUCUUGUUAAGGUAUGCUUGUUUUCAUCAUCAAUAACUCACCUUUAAAAUUUUCAAUCUGCCCAAUCUCCAAUUGAAAUUUAUGGUUAAUUCCUUCCUCCCUGGGUCCAAAUCCUUCAUCCAAAGCCAAAAAAUUACUCCAAACAGCCUAAAGCCCUCUCCAAAAUCAAUUUUUCCAUAAAAACCCUUCAUCACCCCUACUCACUUUUCAA
Moneuplotes crassus is the source of this 675-nucleotide messenger RNA. The record is from the annotation of a GenBank genome assembly. Lineage: Eukaryota; Ciliophora; Spirotrichea; Euplotida; Euplotidae.